AUGGUACUGUGCUCGCACUUUUCAGUCGUUGAAUUUACCGAUCCACAAAUGCAAGAUCACCAAAUCAUAGACGCCAUUGAUUCAAAACAGUUUCUACGUGCUUCUUCGCUCAUCAAGGUAAAACUGGCCAAGUUCCCGAACCAAAGCUACUACGUGGCGUUGGCAAACUACCUACUUUACCGCCAGGGGAAUGUAAAACAAGCCUUGGAUGAAUGUGCUAAACUAUUGACCAAGACUCCAAAUGAUCCAAGAACCACAGACCUAUUGUAUAUAAUUUUCAUGGAGCUGGAUAAAAUAAAAGAACUGAAUGAGGUCUAUGAGAACGUCAUCAAGAAGUUUCCCAACAAUUGUCAAGAACAUGUAACCCAGUGGUUUCAAAAUUCGGUUAAGUAUGGCAAUAUUAAAGCCCUCCAAAAGUCAUGCUUUCAUUUAUCCAAGAUCCACGGCGAACCAAAGUACAAGAUGUGGGCAGCUUUCUCCAGCUACUUGUUGGCGAAUGAGUUGAGAAAUGAUGAAAAGCAGUACAACCUAUUUUGCACAUUAGGGUUUAGAAUCAUAGAGGGAAUAACUCCACUGUCAACACAAGAAUUAUUUGUGUUUGUGAAGGUGUUGGACAACAACAAACCAAAGAUCAUUGAGUAUAUCGAAAGUUACCCUGGUGUUUUGGACUUGGAUGUCAAAAUUGAGUAUUUGUCUGUUUUGCACUCGUUGAAACAAAACCAGAAGCUAUUUGAUUUUACCGCCAGAUUAUUAUUUGAUCAAGAGUUCAACGAUUUCGAUACUUGGAAACUAUACAUAGAGUCUGGGUUUGAACUAGGAAAGCCAUUCGAACAAUUGGAAGAUUCCAUAAAAGCCUAUAAAUGGUCCAGAAAUUCCCAAUUGGCUUUGCUCGAGUUGAGUAAAGUGUAUCACAACUUGGAAAAGUUCAAUCACUAUAACUUGGCAUACUACGACAAGUUCAACACUAAAACAUGCUGCUUUUCUGAUCUAGCAAGUUACAACGUGAAUAACGAAAGUUUAGUCAACGGCAUCAAGGAGGUCAAUAACAAUCUCGAAGACCAGGAAAUCACUACUUCGAAUUUGAAUUUGUUUGUGAAUAACCAGAAGCUUUUGCACCACUUUGGUAUGGUCAGUGAGUCAUUCUAUGAUUUUAACUGGAGAAUCUAUAAACAAUUCCUCCCUUUAUUAAAGGAGAAACUUGACACAGAUUUCUACCUUGCCAACGAGUUAAUUGUCAUGAACGUCAUACACUCGUUAGACACAGACCAGUCUUUUGAAAAUGUAUUGAAAAAUGUGAUUGUAUUGAACUAUCUUGUUUCAAAUGAUCCAUUGGACUACAAGGUAAACUUAUGGCUCAUAAAGUUGUUCAGACUUGUUGGUUUGAUACCAGAAGCUCUUCGAAUAUAUGAGCUUUUGAAAGUAAGAAUGAUGCAACAUGACUCCUUGGGUCAUUUGAUUUUGGAAGAUGUCUCAACUCUAUACCCCAAUAAACUGAUGCUCAAUUAUCUGGUGAAUAUCUACCGGUUUUAUUUGACCUGUCAAGAGGACUUGAACGAGAAUUCUUUGAAGGCUUUUGAUAAUGGAGCCUACAAUAAACUUGAGAACUUCCUCAGCUUUAGCAAGCGGUUUAAAUUCUCGUUUCAAUACUUUGAAUGUGUUUUGGAAACAUUCAAAAUGACCAAAAUACUUGGAGACAAGAAUUAUGAGAAUCACUUCUUCAACAAGUUUUUUGAGAUUGAAGAAACUAUUCAAACUGCUGAGCUAACCGAUAAUAGAGACAACAAAAUCUUCUGGAAAAGCCUUGGCUUCAAAUCGGAAUUUGUUGACCAGUUUGAAUCCAAAUUCACUGCGGUGAAACAAGAUAAACAAGCCCUUUUGAAGUUGAAAUAUUUUAAAGAGUCCUUGAUCCUUCAACCAUCGGAGAUUCGAUUCAAAGCAUUUAAUAAGUUACUUCCAAAUGUUCAAUUGACCAAAUUCGACUCCUGGUUAAUGAAAGUGUACUUGAAUUUGUUCAAGUUAAACAACACCUUGAACAAAUCCGAAUUUGAGUCUACCAUGAACUUCUUGAUCAAGAACUUGAAAAUCACCAAAAUUCCUAUCACUACUGAGUUCCUCUCAAGAGAGCUCAACCAUCAAAUGAGCAGCUUGUUUCAGUUGGUGAGGUACACCCUGAAUUCAAAGAACAAGCAGGUGGUCAACUUGGGAGCUGCUUUAUCGAGACAAAUCGACACUUCCUACAAGCAAAAGCAGAUGGAUGCGUUGAGCUCCUGGAAGAUCCAAUUGGGAGAUUUCGAGUUGGAUAUCACAAAAGAGUUUGUCGAUGAUCAAGUUGAUAAGCUUCAUGAUGCGUUCAUAAAAGCUUCGUAUGUUCAUUUGAGAUAAACACCAUGUAUAUAUACAGAAUAGAAUGCAACAUAUUGGAAUUAUGUAAGGUGUCAUUUCAAACACUAAUGUUGAGUCCCAACAUCAUGGCCAUAUCAUUGAUACGUUGAGUACCUUGACUCAACAAGUAUUUUCUGUAAGCAAGAUCGUGCUUUUCCUUGAUUUUGAACUCAUAUCUCAAAAACUUCAUUAAGUCAUCUCUCUCAUGAUGCUUAUAAAUCAGUCGUACCACCUUCCUAUAGAUUCCCUUAAUCUGCUGACGAAACAAGAACUCUUCAAGGGAAAGCGUAGGCCCUAGAGACUUUAGGGCAACUGGAGAAGGUCUCAUAUACAACUGGAGAUGCCGAAGUAAAUUGCAGGAGCGC
Yamadazyma tenuis ATCC 10573 is the source of this 2747-nucleotide messenger RNA. RefSeq lists its product as uncharacterized. Lineage: Eukaryota; Fungi; Ascomycota; Pichiomycetes; Serinales; Debaryomycetaceae. Gene Ontology annotation, biological process: N-terminal peptidyl-methionine acetylation. Gene Ontology annotation, molecular function: protein binding. Gene Ontology annotation, cellular component: cytoplasm; NatB complex. The record is from RefSeq and is a predicted model, not a curated record.